AUGUCUGUGGACGCUACAGUUCGCCACGUCUUCGGCUACGACGGUUGUGCCGGUGAUUCGCCACCUCUGCAACUUGCAGACGAAACCACGUUAGUGUAUGUGAGUGGCCACACGCUGCACUUCACGUCCACAACGAGUCCUAGCCAGCAUUUCCUGCUUCGCUCUCAGCCUCGAAAACUCGUGGCUUUCGACUUUAAUUGGAAAACUUCAACAUUCGCCAUUGCAGCGCGGGAGCCAGAAGCAGCCAUUUCGUUGUAUUCGUACCCGGACAAGAAGCUUAAGGACCAGCUAAAAAGUACUGUCGAUCAAGUUCUUGAGUAUUCUUUAGUAAAGUUCUCUCGCUGUGGUCGUCGACUACUGAGUAUUCGUCCCGCUCCACCGGAAGGUACCGAAGCCAGAGAUCCCGUACUUUGUGUAUGGGAUGUGGAAACUUUAACACCAGUGCCGGGGUGCGAACAUUCGCGUAUAUCCGGACCAGCACGCUUCGCUUCUUUCGAUCCUGGUAACAUUAACCAGUUCAUUGUCGGCGGUGACAACGGACUUCAGAUCUGGAAAGUAUAUGCUGGUAAAACUGCAGCGUCAAGUUUAUUGAGACCGGAGACGGUGACGCUACCAGCUCCGCUUAAAGAUGACGGUGAACAGCCUACCGACGUCGAGCUGGAAGAGAAGCGCACGCAGUUCAGCUGUCACGCUUGGCUCCCUCGUAGUCGGUUUCUGGUUGCCAAUUUGGCAGGAAAUUUGCUUCUCGUGAAUGCUAUUGAUGCCAAGGUGUUGCAACAUAUCAAGACAGCUACUCGACCGGAUCGAUGCUACAUAGCAGGCAUUGUGGCGACAGCGGAGACGGUUGUGGUGGCCUAUUCCGACGGGGCAUUAGCGUGGCUCCAAAUGGACAAUUGGGAGUUGUUAACCACUGGAAUGCUUCCUGGAGGUCUAACCGGUUCGAUUGUGACGGUCAUGACACCGACGCCAACAUACGCGAAAGCCUAUGUGGGUACUCGCAAUGGUAAAAUCUUCGAGAUUCAUACGAGUGUUUUGCAAGACGACGAGGAAGAUGUUGAGAAUGAAGACGAAGAAACCAACACACAACGAUCUGCUCAAUCCAGUCGUCGGAACGACGAAUCAUCUCUAGUAGUUCCGUGUGCGAGUUUCCCGACCGGACCAGCAUGUGAUAGUACCGUAUUCACUCCGUUUGGAGGCACCUUCUCGGCGGACGCAUUGAUAGCAACAGGAGGCAUGAACGGCUACGUUGCACUCUGGGGUCUUCGAGACUGUCGCCAAGCUGCAGAAAUCAACAUCGCUGCACUGUUUUCACAAGAUCCAGCAACAAUUGGAGCUCCAAGCGAUUCAAACUCUCGACCAGGAACCAGUACGACGGAUCUCAAUACCGAAUCAACUACAACUCCCUCUCCUGUGAUCAUUACCGCAUUGGCAUCACGACCAGGAGAUCCCAUAGUGAUGAUCGGCGAUCAUCAAGGAAGACUGCGAUCGCUCUGUAUUGCAAAACUCGUCGGUGGAGGAGACAAAAUUGAAGUUUUCCCGCAACACUCGAUGCAGGUGCUGCCUGUUGAUGCCCCACUUGACCUUCUAGCAAUGCACCCGACACACCCAAUACUCCUGGUGGCAUCUACCCAUAGUGGACAAGUCUUUUUGUUGUCCAUGGAUCACGAAAAGCGGUUCCCAGUACAGGCGUUUUUCACGCUGCGAGAGCCAAACGAACGUAUCGUGGAUAUCCAAUGGAAUUCCACGGGUACUAGCAGUAGUUCCCUCACACUCACAUGUUUCUCGUCACGUGGGUUAUUCUACAGUGUACGAUAUCAAGCUCCACCUCAAGAGGAUAUCUCGGUGGGUAGUGGUGCAUCCGGUCGUCGCGAUGUGUCUCCAAGAGGAGCUCUGCAGAUUAUCCCCAAAGUUAUCGCUUUUGGUGAAGCGGUUCUUCCGAUGUGCGCUCGUUUGCGUUUCCUGGCUGGUCCUUCGAGUAGUAUGAUGAUCGCAACUUCACCAGAUCGUCCAGAGCUGACGCUCUUGAAAUACCGAGACGUACUACAUGAAUCCACGGACGAGAUCGGUAUUCUAUCCAAAGUUCUGAUCAAAAGCGCUCACGCUCGUGGGAUUUCGGCUGUCACUUUGUUUCCUCGCGUUCUUCAGGGAGACGUGGAGCUUCUUGUUACCGGCGGAAUGGACGGUGCAGUCACGCUUUGGAUGCUCGCAGCAGUGAAUGCUCGGUACCAAUCGAAGGUUUCAGACAGCGACUCUGGUACUUCAGAUGAGCUGCAAGAGAUGCAAGCUACUAAAAAGCGCACGCUGGUGCUUCACAACGGUCCAGUGACCACUUUACGGUUCGUCCUCACUAAAGGAGGAACUCCUCCUGCUGAAAGUGGCGGCCCAGCAAACAUCCAAUUGAUUUCUACUGGUGUGGACGGUUGUGUCUUCCUCAUGGAUGUGAGAAUGUCAGCUGAGCUGCAUGGAGAAGCUAUAGGUUUCAGUAGCACGCAGAGCUCUGAUCCGACCAUGAAUCCUCUCUAUAUGAACGUGGUUUCGACAGUCAAAUACGACGAUGUUUUCCAACCUGAACGGGAGCAAGAGCGUACGCCGUUCCUAGAGGCUCGAAUGCGUGCUGAGACGAUGGCAGCUCGAGAUCGAUUCGAUCGUGGCAAGGAUGCCACACGUGUCAAACUACGUGAACUUGAAGGAAGGCUUAAAGGUAUGCUGAGCGAGAAUGAGCAGCUACCAGAGAGCGAACAGCUCGCACGAGACGAAUUUGUGCUCAACGUAGCGUGGCGUGACAAUCUACUAGCUCAACAUGCUGCACGCGCUCAACGUGUGCGAGAAGGGAUCGCACGCGACCUCGCACGAAUGGCGAUUGUUCGCGAGCGAAUGAAGCGUGAAUUCUGGGAUAUAGCAGUAGUUCCAGGUGUCCGUCUCAACGCUCUGUCACCUCCUACAACCACUGCAGCUCAGCAACAACAGCAACAGUCCACAACGACACAAUCAGCUCCAUUUUUUGUUAACAACUUUCCAAUGCGACGGCAAACUCCACGUGAGCAAAAGCUCGACAAACAGAUCGCUACACUUCGACUAGUCGAAUUCUCGCACCAUCAACAAGAAGACCAUGAGGGGCAUUCAUCCGAUGUUCGUAAGCGAUUCCAAGAAUCAAUUCCGAGUGAUCUACAAUGGGUUUUAAACACUGGAACACUGCAUCCGAAGUUCCAGAUAGGGAACACUUCUACUGAUGCCGAAGUCUCCGAGUACGCUAAACUACCAAGCUUCCACUUUGUGUAUCACCCUGCAGCUGUACGCACACACAAGCAAGCUCGAGUACAAAUGUACUUGCUAAGUUGCUACGCACGUGAGCUCCGAAAUGUUUUUAACGCCGAAUUCCAGGAACUUGUCCGUCAAAAGGAGAAUACGAUGGAGCAGAUUGAGGCCAAGAACGCUCGUAUCAUGGAGAUUACGACCGAGUUAAACGUCGGGAAUGCUGGAGAUUUGUUUAAACCGCAGUGGGCGCCAGAGGAGAAAGCGGAUUCCAUCCUCAAGGUUUUACCGGAAGAGAUGACGCAAAAGCCAUACGAAACCAAUGAACGUCGCAAACAGCGCGAGCGAGAGGCUCAAGAAGCAGCUGAAAGGGAGAAAGCUCGUAAGAAAGAUGACGUUGGAGGACGCGCUCUAAUAGACAUGAUGGACGGCACACUUGAGGUCAGGAAGGAUCCACUAGCAGCUCAGGAAUUAGUGAAAGAAGCGUGGAUGUUGAGUAUCCCACCGGAGGAGAUGACAGCGGAGCAAAAGAAGCUCGUAGCUCAGUUUGAAGCUGCCCAGGCCAAGUUUGAAGAAGAGAAAGAGAAAUAUCGCAAGAGUCUGGACUUGGAACUGCGCAAGACUCGAGGAGAGGUGGCCGAUUUGUGUCGUGCAUUUGAUGAAAAGCUACGAGCCUUACGUGAUCGAUACAUGGCUACACAUCGCUCUGUACUCGCUCAAGAACUCUACGAACUUCGAUUAGGUGAGGAGCUUAUGGCUCGUGAACAACUGGAACUCGAGACAGAACGCCUUGAAGAAGAUGUACACAAACUGCAAGACAUUGAAGCACAAGCUCAAGCGGAGAGCGACCGCUUUGCAGCGCAGCUAGAAGCCUGUCGAGAAGAGUUACAUCGCGCUACUGAAGAAGAUAAAUUACUCGAAAAGAGUUUCAUGCGUGAGCUCGAAGAGAUGAUUCAGAAUAGUGCGAGUGCAGGUGGAGUGUCAGCGAGCACAAGCCAACUGGACUCUCCGGAGUUCACCAAGCAUCUCUUAGAGCUUUACCGUAAGCGUAAGCCGGAUGACUUUGUGUCAGCUUCUGGUCAAGAUACUGCCAAACGUACACCUUCCGCUGGGAUAGCAAAUCGUUCCAGGGGCAGCGCUAAGCAACGCUUACUGGCUGAGAGUCACAGCGGUGAAGGAGGGUCUUCACGUUCGCUAUUAGUGAAGCAGACGUCUAAGAACAAUGUCGAGUCUGAAACCAAUCUGGAUCCGUUCCAGAAUCUGGACAGACAACAACGUGGUAAUUCGAAACGUGGAAGUUUAACAGGUUUCGAGCCUGGCAGCGAGCAGCUCGUUGUUGCACCGCUGGACUACGUAGCGGAUCGUCCAGAAGGUGUCCUAAUUGAGGAUCGUAUCUGGCGAGCCUUGAAUGCUCUGCGGGCCAAGAAAAUCCUUGCGGAACACGCAGUACGUGAGAAGUCGGAGUUGUUGACGCUCGCCAAGGCUGUAAAUGACGAGCUUCGUACCAAUCUGUCGGAGUUACAACGACGACGUAGGAAGCACCAACGAGAGCGAGAGGGUUUGACCCAACGCCGCACAACGUUGACUGAGAGUGCUCCUUUGCUUGUACGCAUUAAACAGGGCCAAGACGAAACCCCCGUCGGUAGCAGCGGGGAUGACGCGCUGCUUGUUGCUCGAACGAGUGUCGAAGCACUGAAUGAUGUGAUUCAACUACACGGCAAAGACCAAGUCGGCAUCCUCGGUCGUAUCAAAGAUUUCCGUAAGAGUAUCAACGUUAUGGAAUGGGAACACGCUUUGCUGGAACUUCAGGCACGCGAUAUGGACGAACGAUACACGGACAUCCAAUUGUUACGUGUGACUAAGGACUUACAAGAGCUCUUCCAUACUGGAGACACAUCCCACAAGCAGAAGCGCGAAGCUGCCAUGCUCGAGGCUAAAUUGGUGCAUCUAGGUCGCCACCAUCAAACAACGCUGCUUAAGCUGGAGCGAACGGGUUCCCAUCUAGAGCGCCAACUGAGAGAACGUGAGCGCGAGAACCAGAAUUUCCAGCAACAAGUGGCACAACUUGAGAUUCAAGUGCAGAUUCGUGAGGAUAUUCUAGCAAGUCGAACGAGUGCGGCGAUGCGUCAGAAAAGAAGUGGAGGUGGUCGGGGCGACGAUACGAGACUCAAGGCCAUUGCGGUGAGACGUAAAUUGGUUGAUCUAGCGAAGGCUCAGACGGAUGAGAUCGAGUAUUUGCGUCUGGAGCUCGACAAAAUGAGAAGACGUACCUUUCCAAGCUUCGCGCAUGCACACGCCCGUGAUUACCACGACGUGGACUGA
Molecule: messenger RNA, 5574 nt
Organism: Phytophthora nicotianae INRA-310
Lineage: Eukaryota; Oomycota; Peronosporomycetes; Peronosporales; Peronosporaceae
Exons: 1
Coding region: 1-5574 (1857 amino acids)
Biological process (GO): cilium assembly
Cellular component (GO): axoneme
Molecular function (GO): protein binding
Source: RefSeq, a predicted model, not a curated record